UUAAGACUACCUGUCCCAGAAGGUGGAACACUCCGGAGACUGAUUGUUGGUGAUCGCGAAUUUAAUUUAAUUACCGACUUGUGUAACGCUAAGAAUAACUUAAAGGAGUUGUAUUCUAAAAAAAAAAUGGAUCGUAUUCAAAAAAAGAAGAAGAAGAUAGGUGGUGAAAAGAAAGUGCUGUUAUCCAUUGUCGAUCCUUGGCAUGUGACGGUGGCCAGUGUCAAUCCGGUCGGACUCGCCGCAAGACGAGGCCACUCCUUGUCCACUCUGCCUUCAAAUCGAGACGAAGGGACCAGCCAAGAGUGGCCGACCUUCAACAGGCCCGUCAGGAUACCAUCACCCUGGUACAAGCCCGGCAGCGGCUCUACAGGUCACGUCAGCUCCGACAAGUCUGAAGAAGCGGCGUUGAUCGACUCGACCUGGCUGAGUCCUGGAUAUUCGCCGCAAAAAUCACCAAUCAACGCUACUUACGACACCUCGUCGCCGAAUCCGUCCAAAGAAAGAUUGCGAGAUAGCAAGCAGAAAACAGACGAGGCAAGGCGCGACGUCGAAGCGGGCGAGGUCGACAAUGGAUUAAUCAACGGCUCGCAGGAAAUUAGUCGCGACGGUUUCAACGAUGCGGACAGUGCAGUACGAGUGCGUUUUGAGAUCGGCAAGGCGCAGUCGAAGCGGGAUGGAGUGCGAUGUGAAAACGGGCAAAGUAUCAACGGUGUGCCGCGAGUGUCGACGAAGAGUCAGAGCGUGAACGAUAAUUCCAAGUCCGAGCGGCGGGUGAUCGCGAAACAGAAUCGCGCGAACGGAGAGAUUGUGGAAAGGCAGAAAAGUUCGCGAGAAACGGAUGAUGUGAAAAGCGACGAGGACACGACGAAUGCGAAUAGUGAAUGGAACAAUGCUGAUGCUCGGAUAGUUGGAGAGAAGCCAGCGGUUGUCGACAUUGUUAAAAACUUGGUGGAGUCCAGGUACAAUCCGCAAACCGCGACAGAAAGGAAAAUAAAUAGGAUGCCAUCAUGUCGACAAGAAAUAUCGAAGAAAAUAAAGCCAGUGGACAUGUCAGGCAAAUUGAGCGGUAAUACAAACGUCGCUGUUAACAAAGUCAAGCAAGAGAAUAAUCAAGAAACCGUCAACAAGACAAAGCCGGUGAAAGCAUUACCGGAAGUGGCACCACUACGUGUCACAAAUAUAAGAAAGACCAGCAUUUCUAUGCCCAGCAAACUCGACGAGAUGGACGAUCUUCGAAUAGACAGACAAAACGGAACCGCUGCAAAAUUCGGAAGAGCGGAGAGCGAGACCAGCAGCAGUGUGACUUUUAGCAACAGUGGUUCAACGCCGAAUGGAAGUCCUCUGGGAUCCGAAACGGAAGAGGAAGUAAAUGACGAUGAGCUGGUCAAAGUGCCGCUGCAAGCUCCACCGCGAAGAAAAGGCAAAAUCAUGUCAUCGUCGAUUAACGAAAAAAUGGGAAACGAUGCUACGGAACUUUCAGGUGUGCAAAGUGCGAAUUCCACGAUAACCAGCGUGAACAGCAUUAGUAGUCUCUUGAAGGAGAAACUUCAACUGUCGCUACCACAGGCUCUGCGAAGCAGUGCGCGACGUCAGAAUGCUGAUUAUAGGCUUAGAGCAUUCGUCGGUUUCCUCUUCCUCUGUGUUGUAUUCCUCGUGGGAUUCGCACACAUUUAUUACACACAGCACGUCUUGCAGCGAGCUUAUUUCGAUAAAUUUAGGUUUAAUAAAAACGACAGAGCGAUGAAAAUUUAUAGCAAAACCGGUGCGGAAGUGAUCGCCGCUCGGGUCGGCGAAGGUAUCCCGUCGGACACAGGAGUGUAUCCUUGCCUACCGCAUCAUCAAAGGCAGGAUUCGGUCUGCCUCGAGUGGCUGCACCAAACACGGCUCUAUCUCGCGCACACGAAGCACGGCGACAUGCAUUGUUACCACAUCACCUGGCAGAGCCUGAGCCCCUACUACAAUCCCAAGGACUGCUUCGACUGGUCCUCGAAGAGGGGUCACUGGUACGGCGCCGGCCAGAUCCAGAAUAUGGCGUAUCCUCUCGAACGCGGCCGCCUGGAGCUGAGCCCCUUUAUUACGGGCGACGUGCGAAGACAUCCCUUUGGCAAUGUGCUAAAGAGGUACUUCCUCAAUUCAAAGGGCGCUACGAUCCUGGUGGACCCGGAAACGCCGCUGUACGUCUCCAUCAACGCCAAUAGAUCCAACGAGUUCUGCCUUCAGGCCAAGCACGACGCCUUCGCCUACAUCAAUCACCUCACACCGCUACCUCAGCUCAAUUACACCAUCUGCGCCACCGACAACAUGAAGAGCCUGCACUCCUCGAUGGCGGAGAAAUCCCUGUGGGACGGCUUGAAGCCCGACGAGCUGCACGCCGUUCACUCCCUGCUGUCCGAACCGGUCUGGCAAAUUUCGCCCACUAACGAGGCGGCCAUUUACAACUACACGGAAGACGUGAUCGCGCUGGGAUUCCUUCGCCAGGGACACGUUUUGCUGAGCGAGGAAUGGCAGCCUAAUUCGGGAGAUUUUGUCCUGGACGAGGAACGAUUUCCCUCCAUGGAGGAGACUAUUAAUAUUAUUCACCGCAGAGGAUUUAGAAUAGUUUUCAGCAUCCAGCCGUUCAUUUCCACGGAAUCCAUCAACUUCAAAGACGCUGUCGCUAAUAGAUUGCUGAUUUCUGAAAGAGGGAGCGAUCCUAGAAUUCCGGCGCUGGCAAGAUACAAGCUGAGUAACAGCGCCGGCGUGCUCGACAUCACGAACAACAAGACCUUGCCGUGGCUGCAGACGAAGCUCGAGAGCUUGAUCACGAAAUACCACGUGGACUCGUUCUACCUCGACCUGGGCACCGCUCAGGACAUGCCGCACUACUACAAGUGCGAGCAGCCUCUGACCAAUCCCGACCAUUACAAGACCAUUUUCACGCAUUCGAUACUAGGCACCAUACCGGUGAUCGGCGUUUCCAGCGCCAUUUCCAGGCCACGAGCACCCGUCUUCGUGUCUCUGCCACCUUUCGCCUCCUCCUGGAAGGCCAUCAAGACCGUCAUUCCCACGGUUUUGAGCUACGGUAUGAUCGGCUAUCCGUUCAUCAUGCCGGGAGCGGUCGGCGGCGACGUGGCGCUACCGAUGUCCGACAACAAUCCCGAUAACGAUUUCGAGGUGAAUCUGCCGGACAAGGAGCUCUACAUCCGAUGGCUGCAGCUGUCAACCUUCCUGCCGGUGAUUCGCUUCACCCACUUACCCAGCAAAUAUUCCGACGAGUCGGUCCUGGAGAUCGCCAAGAGGCUGACCACUCUGCGGCAGAAGACGGUGACGCCGUUGCUGAAAAAGUACGCGAACGAGACUCUGGACACCGGUCUGCCCAUCAUUCGACCGCUGUGGAUGCUGGAUCCGGCCGAUCCGGCCUGCCACGUGGUGGUCGACGAGUUUUCCGUGGGCGAGGAAUUAAUUGUGGCGCCGGUGCUCUAUUCGGGCAGCAGGCAAAGGGAGGUUUAUCUGCCGGCCGGAGUCUGGCGGGACGGCAUCGACGGAAGUCUGCGGAAAGGUUCGAGGUGGAUUCACAAUUACAGAGUCGCGGAGGACAAAAUAGCGUACUUCGUCAAAAUGCCGGAUAACACGAGAUUCUGAAAGAUUCCUGCAUUUCGCGGACGACGUCGAAGAAAUUCAAGAUCACCGGAUUAAAGUACGAUUACUCCACUUUGUGCGACGCUGCAGUUUGCUCGUAUGCCAAAUAUAGUAUUUUAUAUUUGAUAAAUUCUCUGAAAAUGCAGAAAAAGGAUUGUGCAGUGACAAGUAAUCUAAUCUUGGUGUUGUAAAGUCAUAAAAUUUAGCAAACAUGCAAAUACGUUAUUCAAUAGUUAAGUGAAUGUACCAAAAAAAUUUUGAAUGUUGUAAUUAAAUAUUCGACAUCGCGAACUUUGAGAGUGCAAAUGGAUAGUUAUGCAGUGAUAAAUACUUAAUGAUGUGUAAAGUCAUAAGUAAAGCAUUUACACGUGCAUAAAUGAGGCGCGUUAUACAAUAUUCGAGAGAUAUAUUAAGAAAUUUUGAUUAUAGUAAAAGCAUACGAUGUUACUAUUCUAUGAAUACGAGAUAUUAUCGACAAUUUAUAGUGUAUAUCAUGUUGAUACACGUCGAAAGAACAUAAAACAAGUGUAGAUUUAACUUAUCCCGGCAAUUAUAUUUAUUUUACACAAAAAUGCCACACCCAACAGUGUGGCAUUUUUUUAUCUUUAUUAUCUGUAUCAUUCAGUUGGUGAUUUACUGAUGAGACUGAGAGAGAGAUUUUAAUGAUACAAAUAAAAAUAUAAUGAAUAUAGUCGUA
Molecule: messenger RNA, 4315 nt
Organism: Linepithema humile (Argentine ant)
Lineage: Eukaryota; Metazoa; Arthropoda; Insecta; Hymenoptera; Formicidae
Product: myogenesis-regulating glycosidase
Biological process (GO): carbohydrate metabolic process
Molecular function (GO): hydrolase activity, hydrolyzing O-glycosyl compounds
Source: RefSeq, a predicted model, not a curated record